Rhipicephalus microplus (southern cattle tick) is the source of this 1958-nucleotide messenger RNA. Its product is annotated as RNA polymerase III subunit E. Gene Ontology annotation, biological process: tRNA transcription by RNA polymerase III. The record is from RefSeq and is a predicted model, not a curated record. Lineage: Eukaryota; Metazoa; Arthropoda; Arachnida; Ixodida; Ixodidae. Gene Ontology annotation, cellular component: nucleus; RNA polymerase III complex.
CAACUUUGAGCGCUCAGUAUGGCGGCUCCCGUGGCUUCAGCCGACGCGACAAGUCAAGACGAUGACGACGAAGUCGUUCAGGAGCUGGAUGUAUACAUAUCGAAGGCUCUGGCCAACAGCCUCUACCUCCUUCAGUACCCACACCAGCCGUUCGGCUCCAUCAUCAACGAAGAACAGUGUGUUUCGGCGCGAGUCAAGCCGAAGCAGCACAAGGUGGAGCUGGAGUUUGCCCUCGACACUCGCAACUCCAGCUACGACAGGCUGCGAGGCGAACAGCUCGCGGCCAACGCGGACGGCGGCGGCGACCGGAGCUCUGGUCAAAAGCAAACUUUCAAUAGCUCCAUGAUGGACAGGCAGCUCCUCACGUCGACAAAGUCUAGCAGUUCAGCCGAAGCCUACGCUGUAGGAAUUCUCAGGCCAGGGGAACUUCAUCUGUCUCCGGUCAGUGCCGUCUUGCAGAUGAAUCCGUCGUUUCCCUACCUGGACCAGUCGGACAAGAAGGCCAAGGCAGCCGAAGCAGCCAUGGAAGAGGACGAAGAGGUUGAUGAGCCGAAGGCGGUCACCGUGCGAUUUGCCCACCAGGAGACGGACCGUGCCAAGCGGGCUCGUGAGAAGUCAUUCCGUUUCAUCCACCAGAAGCAAGAAAGCGAGCCGUGGGUGGAGGCAACAUUUCACAACUUUGGGACGGAGUUGUCCGGCGUCGAGCGGGCCAUGCUCAUCUGCCCGCAAAUGGACCGGGACGAGUCGGAGCUUCCCAAGACCCUUCCGGACUACUUCAAGGACCUUGUCGUCGACGACGCUGACACAAAGACUUCCACCAAAGGCUCAAGGGAAGUCUCCAUGCAUAUGCUCAGCAAACUGCCCGUCCAAGACCAAAUCAAGGCAGUCCUCAUGAGUGCCAAAGUUACCAACUUUGCGAAGCUCAUGGCGGCACUGCCACCGAAGUCGGACACGUCGUCAGUCGUGCGAUUCCUGCAGCAGGUGGCGCUGCUCGUGCAAGGCUGUUGGGUCGUCAAGAGCGAUGUCCUCUAUCCAAAGGAUAGCUUCAGCCCCAAGACUGGCGUUCCGGCCGAGACCAUGUCCAGAGCACGUGACUUUCUGAUGUUCCUCUUCACACAGUCGAGGGUUGUUGUGCAGACCAAGUUUUCCGAUACCGUUAGGCUGCCUGUGCUAGAUGUCAAAACUCUCCUGGAGGAUAUGGCGAAGCCGACCCCAGACGGCUGGGAGUUUAUGCUGCCCUACGACCGUGACUUCGUAUCAAGGUAUCCAGAUGUGGUCCAGAGGCAGAAGAUGCUGUGGGAAGCAAAGCAGCAGUUUCUUUCAAAGUCAUUCCGCCUCACACGCCAGGAGGGCCAAGGAAGUCCUAUGCACUUAAUGCAGUCGCCACCAGCCAGCACAAAAGGGAGGCAGCAGAAAAAGCGGGUGCGUUCGCGCACUAAUUCGACGGCCAGCGAUGGCAGCGGGUCGGACAGCGGCACGAUGACCAACGGAAAGGACGCGCCAUCCAAGGUCGGCAGCUCCGGGCCGUCAAAAGCUGCCAGUGCUGCCAAGAGGCUGACUAAAGGGUCUAGAACACCCAACCUAUCAUCGGCAAAAGCAUCCCACUGACAAGUAUUAGCCAUCAUCACGUAUCCUGCACAUCGCCGUCACGGUUUGUACAAACACGGUCUAACCUGCAUCAUCAGUAUCAUCCACAGGAGUGUAAUAUUUUCCUAUUUAUUGAGCGGUUUUCGUUUGGCCAUCGGGAACCUCGCCACUGUUUUUCAAGAAGAGCAUUUCUCCAGGGGAGCGUGCCUCCCCUUUGUCCUCAGAGGAGAGAGAGGGGGGCAAUAAAAAUGAACUGUUUAUUACAACUAUCUGCCUUUUGUUGUUGUUCUGUGUUAUCUCUGUCAAGGGUGUUUUGUGAUAUGGUUAAUCAUAAUAAAUUUCUAUCAGAAAAGAAAAAAAGGCACCCCAUA